Cladocopium goreaui is the source of this 225-nucleotide messenger RNA. The record is from the annotation of a GenBank genome assembly. NCBI's taxonomy places the organism in Eukaryota, Dinophyceae, Suessiales, Symbiodiniaceae.
AUGGCCAGAACGAUGAUCUUAGGCUGGAACACCAGUACCUACGAAGUGUUGAUUCCGGAAGCACUGACCGAUGCGACGACCCAAGUCGGAACGGAACGGAACGGAAUGGCUGAUGGGCUGCGGGCUCUGGAUCAGCGGCUCCGCGUUGUUCUCCUUCGCCUGUUGCAUCUGCACCGCCGAUUGGAGGAGGCGCUUCACCGUGCGAACGGCCAACUGGAUGGAUAA